This is a messenger RNA of Salvia splendens (bonfire salvia), 2674 nucleotides long. Its product is annotated as sodium/calcium exchanger NCL2-like. The coding region runs from base 722 to 1855 and encodes 377 amino acids. Gene Ontology annotation, cellular component: membrane. Lineage: Eukaryota; Viridiplantae; Streptophyta; Magnoliopsida; Lamiales; Lamiaceae. The record is from RefSeq and is a predicted model, not a curated record. Gene Ontology annotation, molecular function: calcium:proton antiporter activity; calcium ion binding. Gene Ontology annotation, biological process: intracellular calcium ion homeostasis; calcium ion transmembrane transport. The transcript is spliced from 8 exons.
AUUGUCUCGACUGAGCGUCAGUACAUGCGCAAUGUCAUCACUAUAGAACCCUCGUGGCUGCCAGAGGCUGCUCCGCACUUCUACCACCGCCAACAGCUUGAUCCUAGAUUGCAUUCCUAGUGUUCCUUUGACAAUAAAGCUUAUGCCGUAUCUGUGCUCCUUUCGGUUGCUCUCUCCCGCCAUUUGUGAUCGUUUGCCUGAAGAUGUAUGCAUCGCGCCUCAGUGAAAGAGCUUAGAUAAACCUCAUGCAAGCUUGUUUCGUCGCAGACCUCUGUGAGAUUGCUAAUUUUGAACUCGGUGAGAAGCUAGAGCUGAAAGAGGCAGAAUGACAGAGUUACUGAUUCCUUGAGGUGGUGCUGCUGCUACUUAAUCAGAUUAACGUUUCAACUCAUCAAAAUCAGGAGUCUCAUCAUCGUCACAGUGAAAUCAAAUGUAUUAGUAUUCCCGCCUUACGUAGUCUUUGCUUGAUUUUUCUGACCCGGCUGCUAAGACCGAACAUUGCAUGCGCCAACUUGUUGCGCAUAAAAUAAUGAUAAAACCCUGUUUAAUUGCCCCUUCCCCUAUAUAUUUACGAAUGGUUGGAGUGGAGAUUAAUAUGAAGUAGCUAGCAUGGGGAAGAUGAGCAUAAUCUGUGUGAUGGCUGUGGUGGCGAUUCUUUUACAGGAUAUCAACGGUGCUUUCGGGAACCAAAGAGGCUGCUCAAGAAAGGGCAGCUCUUGGCAUGGGAUUGGUUGCUGGAUCAACGGUUUUGAUUCUGACUUUCAUAUGGGGCGUUUCCAUUAUCCUUGCCAGCUAUGAUCUCUCAGAAGCUCCCACUCUUGACAAAUCUGGAAGCCAGAAAACCACACCACAAGGUUAUGGCAUUGUUACGGAUGCCGAAGCAAGCUACACUUCACGGAUAAUGCUGAUACCCUUGCUUCCUUUUCUCAUCCUUCUGCUAGCACAGGCUUUCAGUUCAUCAUCAGUGAAGAGAGUGUUUCUUCUCAUUGCACUCAUUGUCUCAGUUUUGUUGCUUUUCGGCUUCAUUUUGUAUCAGGCAUUCCAGCCUUGGAUUCAGUCUCGUAGAUUCGAGUACUUUAUGAGCAAAUAUGCGAAGGACAAGCUGCUCAGACUCUUGUCCAGGAACGGCAGGCCUGAUACUCGGAAAAUACAAGACCUGUUUAACCAAAUCGACAAGGACAGAAGCACGUCUGUAUCAGCAGCAGAACUCAGAGUGCUUCUCUUAGGUGUGAGGCUGGAUGAAGAUGAUUUGAGCACAGACAGGGAUGUUGAGAAUGUGUUGGAGUCUUUUGAUACCACCGGAGAUGGACGUAUCAACCAGGAAGAGUUCAUCGCAGGCAUGACCAAAUUACUCGAUGAUCUGGCUGAGGAGAGGCGAAACCGCAUCAAAGGAAGCAGAGCCACCAAUUCUCAGGCAAGUGAUCCAUCACAACAGGGCUUGUUAGUUAACAGCAACACCUCGAACGUAAGCAAAAGCCAAAGUUCUCAAACCACUUGGCUGAACUAUCUGCAAGCUCUUUCCUUGGUGAUUCUUGGGAUUGCAUUGAUGUCUGCUUUCGCAGAGCCACUGAUCACCAGUGUCGUGGGUUUCGCCACAGCAGCAUAUCUGCCUAAUUUCUCUGUCUCAUACUUGGCAAUACCCUUAGCUACGAACUACCGAGUUGCAGUGCAAGCAUUUGCUUCAUCCGGAAACAAGUCACAGAACUCCAUUUCUUUGACACUCUCUACACUUUACAGUAGCGUGUACAUGAACAACGUGGCGAGCUUGAUUGUGUUCCUUGCACCAGAAGAAGUGAUCGCCUGGUCUAACAAGCAAUGUUCCUUGGAUUACAUGGGAGUUGUCACUAGUGUCUAAGCACAUUUUUGUAAUGAUGCCUUGCAGCUUAGUGCCAACAAUGAGCAGCAUCUGCGACAGAACAUUUUUUAAUAGGCCGUAUAUCAGAUUACUAUAGCAUCAAAGUAUGAUCUAUGUUCAUAUCUUACCACUAAUGGAUCGCGCACACCGCUGCACGUGGAUCAGCAACGAUCACCAUCUUGCUGCCAUCCUACGACUCACCUCUGUCAAGCUGAGGCUUGCCUCGAAUUUCCCACUACCGUGCAGCAGCCUCUGCUCCAACGCCCGCCCUCCUUCCUGCAUUCACCGAGCCUCCACUCGGCUACGAAGCUUGUUUCGUAUGAAGAGAAAUACUUGGAAAUUGAGGGUGAUUCAAAAGUGUUGCAUCAGGUUGACUUGCGGCUCAAUGAGAAGAAAUUAGUAGAUGAAGAAGUACAAGCUAUAGAGGUAAAUAAAAUUGAUGAGGAUGAUGGUCUUCAUGAUUCAAGUAAAAUUGGAGCAUUUGAUUUCGAUGGUUGUCUCGCAAAGACAUCUGUGAAGGGAAAUGCAGAUACAUGGUCCCUCGUGUCUCCUUCAAUACCAGAGAAGCUCCAUAAUCGGUAUAAAGAUGAGCUCCAUGAUGCUCGCGAAGAUACGGUUGAUGGGUUGAAAGACAUGUCAAUAUACUCUCGUAUGGGUGUGAAGAGGAUGGGGGAAGUUGAUAACAAGUCAUUUCAUGAUACGAUCAUGAGGAAGUUAGCUGAGGAUGUUUACAUCAGAUAUGCAAUAGUAGGUUAUUGGAGAUUGAAACAACGAUCGUGUCCGUUUGAUCCAGGAGGAGAUACCUCGCCAAAGCUUCUG